AACGCCGUACACUCCCACCAUGGACAAGAGAAGCAGAGAUGAGAAGAUGAGCGGAGCUGCAACUGCUCCGCCGCAAGGUAGACCUUCCGCCCGGCCUCUCCCUCCGCCGUCUCAGCCCAAAGCUCCGCCGCCGCCUCCUCGCCCUCGUUUCGAACCCGUCGACCGCGAAAAGACCUGCCCUUUGUUGCUUCGGGUUUUUACUAAGGUUGGAGGUCACCACUCUGAUGAGGAUUUUGCAAUUAGAGGCAAGGAACCCAAAGAUGAGGUUCAGAUUUACACAUGGAAAGAUGCAACACUCCGGGAACUGACCGAUCUAGUUAAGGAGGUUGCUCCGGAGGCAAGAAGAAGAAAUGCAAAACUUUCUUUUGCUUUUGUUUAUCCCGAUAAGCGCGGUCGGUUCGUCUUGAAACAGGUUGGAAUGACACAUUCUUAUGGAAAUGGGAGGAGAUUAGAUGAUAGCAAGGCAUUGGGUGAACUGGACUUCCAGAUUGGAGAUUAUUUGGACGUGGCAAUUCUGUAGAAACCUCAAUUGUUCGGAAGUAACAAUGCUGCGAUUUAAUCCGAGUAUGACAUUUUUAUGCUUGCUGCCUUAGAAGACUGGAUUUAGCGUCGAAUGUGCACUGAAUUCUUGAUUUUCUAUAUUCAAAUGUCUUGUGAAGGUAGAAGAACAGAUUGUAUUGAUAUGGUGAAUUUUUAUUCAGUCGUCUGGUUCUAGUUUGAGUCCCAUUAUUUAAUAACCUUCUCUUAUAUUUCCCCAUCUAUGUAUUUCUAGAUCUUUGUAUAAUAGAAACUUUAUUUUUGUCUUUA
This is a messenger RNA of Momordica charantia (bitter melon), 807 nucleotides long. RefSeq names its product histone deacetylase complex subunit SAP18. The record is from RefSeq and is a predicted model, not a curated record. Gene Ontology annotation, biological process: negative regulation of DNA-templated transcription. Lineage: Eukaryota; Viridiplantae; Streptophyta; Magnoliopsida; Cucurbitales; Cucurbitaceae. Gene Ontology annotation, molecular function: transcription factor binding; transcription corepressor activity. Gene Ontology annotation, cellular component: nucleus.